GGGUCCGUGUCCGUGUGAGGGGAGCCGGGCCGCCAUGGCCGCCAUGGCCGACACCAUCAUAAUCCGGGUCCAGUCCCCGGAAGGGAUGAAGCGGAUCACGGCUACCAAGAGGGAAACCGCCGCCACGUUUUUGAAAAAGGUGGCCAAGGAGUUUGGCUUCGGGAAUAACGGCUUCUCGGUCUACAUCAAUCGAAACAAGACCGGAGAGAUAACCGCCUCCCCCAACAAAUCCCUCAACCUGCUGAAAAUCAAACACGGCGACCUCCUGUUCCUGGUCCCGUCGGCGGGGCCGUCGGCGGCCAUGGACACGUCCGGCGGGCAGGGUCCCCCGGCCUGGAGCCUCUCCUCCGUGGUCGAAGACGAGAUCGACCAGUAUCUGAGCAAGCAGGACGGGAAGAUCUACAGGAGCCGCGACCCCCAGCUCUGCCGGCACGGUCCCCUGGGAAAAUGCGUCCACUGCGUUCCUCUAGAGCCUUUCGACGAGGAUUAUCUGAAUCACUUGGAGCCGCCCGUGAAGCACAUGUCUUUCCACGCCUACAUCCAGAAGCUGACCGGAGGAGCCGACAAAGGGAAGUUUGUGGCCCUGGAGAACAUCAGCUGCAAGAUCAAGUCGGGCUGCGAGGAGCACCUGCCCUGGCCCAACGGCAUCUGUACCAAGUGCCAGCCCAGCGCCAUCACCCUCAACAGGCAGAAAUACAGGCACGUGGACAACAUCAUGUUCGAGAACCACACCAUCGCCGACCGCUUCCUGGACUUCUGGAGGAAAACGGGCAGCCAGCACUUCGGCUACCUGUACGGCCGCUACACGGAGCACAAAGACAUCCCCCUGGGCAUCAGAGCCGAGGUGGCCCUCAUCUACGAGCCCCCCCAGAUCGGUACGCAGAACAGCCUAGAACUCCUGGAAGACCCCAAAGCCGAGGUGGUGGAUGAGAUGGCCGCCAAACUGGGCCUGAGAAAGGUUGGCUGGAUAUUUACCGACCUCGUCUCCGAAGACACGCGGAAGGGAACGGUCCGCUACAGCCGCAACAAGGACACGUACUUUCUGAGCGCCGAGGAGUGCAUCACCGCCGGAAACUUCCAGAACAAGCACCCCAACAUGUGUCGGCUCUCCCCGGACGGACACUUCGGAUCCAAGUUCGUCACGGCCGUGGCCACAGGCGGCCCGGAUAACCAGGUCCACUUCGAGGGCUACCAGGUGUCCAACCAGUGCAUGGCCCUGGUCCGCGACGAGUGCCUGCUGCCCUGCCGGGACGCCCCGGAGCUGGGCUACGCCAAGGAGUCCAGCAGCGAGCAGUACGUCCCCGACGUCUUCUACAAGGAUAUCGACAAGUUCGGCAACGAGAUCACCCAGCUGGCCCGUCCCCUGCCCGUGGAGUACCUGAUCAUAGAUAUCACGACGACCUUCCCCAAGGAUCCGGUUUACACGUUCUCCAUUUCUCAAAGCCCCUUCCCCAUCGAGAACCGCGACGUCCUCGGAGAGACGCAGGAUUUCCACAGCCUGGCCACUUACCUGGCCCAGAACCCCACUUCCGUUUUCCUGGACGUCAUCUCGGACUUCCACCUGCUGCUCUUCCUGGUCACCAACGAAGUCAUGCCCCUGCAGGACAGCAUGAGUUUGCUGCUGGAGGCCGUCCGCACCCGGAACGAGGAACUGGCCCAGACGUGGAAGAAGUCGGAGCAGUGGGCCACUAUCGAGCAGCUCUGUAGCACGGUCGGGGUCCAGCUUCCAGGCCUGCCGGAGUACGGGGUCAGCGGGGGUCCGGGGCCCGCCUCCGCCUCCUCGGCCGCCUCGGCCUCCUCCUCGGCCUCGGCCUCCUCCGCCUCGGCCUCCGCCUCGGCCAUGUGGGCCUGCCAGCACUGCACCUUCAUGAACCAGCCGGGCACAGACCACUGCGAGAUGUGCAGUCUUCCCAGAGCCUGACGUCCGACCCCCCCCGGCCCCCGGCCCGGCCCCCCGCGAUGAAGCCUCGGGCUGACCGCUGACGGCGGGGGGCGGGGGGCGGACCCCCGAGACCUCCGAGGUGGGCGCCCGCGACGCUUAGUUUCACCCCGAAACUGGACCUCUUCCCCUCCCCAGCCUCCACCCCGGUUGACAACAAUCUUCCUCGCUGGCGUGAAGGGGUGUGCAAGUAUUUUGAGUGCGGGCCAGACCCCAGAGAGCCUCCGGGCAGCCCCCCGGCCCCCUCCGCAGCGGCUGCUGCCCUUUGUGUCCCCCUCUCUCUCUCCGUCCGGCCGUCUGCCUCGCCUUCCCUGGUUAUUUUUUUCCCCCCCACUGUAGUUUGGUUUGGUUUUCAGUUCUAAUUUAUAUUCUGCCCUUUCCCGGCCCCUCUCAUCGCCUCCCGUCUCCAUCCCCCUCCCCGCCGGAAUUCCUCGGGAUUCUCCCCUCCGCCCUCCCGGUUUCCGUAGAGUCACCCCGGUCUCCGUCGGCGCAGAACCCUGUCCCCUUGACGACUGGCAUGGUGUCGGAUUGUUUUUCCCUUUCCUUCCCCCCCAUAUUUUGGGUACGGUUGUUUUUCGUGGAGAUACUCUUUCCUUUCUCACCCGCCCCCGCCCUCCACCCGCGCCGCUGGCAAAGCAGGGUGAGAUUCCAGGAUCCGCCUGGGUUGUAAGGUCCGAGCGGUGAGGAAUCCCUGCCUGGAGAAGUUUUCAUUUUUCCCUUUCCGCCUCAAGUUAAAAGAAGGCCCCUGUUGGGCCUGCCGCUCGGACGAAUUCCUCCCAUUCCCCCCCCUUUCCCGCCGUCCCGCUCGGCCCCACACCCUAUUUCUGGUCCGGACGGCCCGGCACCGCGGUAACGCGAGGAAGGGGUGCCCGGCUCCGGGCCUCGGGCGGAGCGGGCGGUCGAUGCCCGCCGUCACCCCGAAGCCGAACCCCGCCGCUACCCCACGGGCGGCUCCCGUCCCUCCAUCCCUCUCUGUCUCUCCCUCGGCUUCACCCCGGUCUGGCCCGAGCCCCUCCGUCCCCAGAGCCGCGAACCACCACCGGCCUCGUCCUUCAGCCGUGUGGACGCCCAACCCGGGGCCGCAUCCCCGUCCCCGAGGGAUUUUGGGGGAGGCCGGAGGGAGAUUCCCAGACGCCUCCGGGGCCACAUUUCCUUCUCUCCCCCACUGUUGGCCCUUCCGGGGGUGUCAUCGGGGGGGGGAAGAAGGGGGUCUCCGCGGGGGCCGGGUUAGGGUCAGCCCUCCGUUCAGAAAUGCACUUUGCCAUUAUCCAAAGACACCUAGGACUCGGGGAAAGGGGCGACCCGGCUAGGGCCCCACCCCCGGCCGCCGAGUCCCGCUCUCCCCGGGGAAGGGUCGGGGGGGGGAGCCCCAACUGUGCCUCUCCGCUCCCCAGUUCGAGCCCCGCGUCGUCGAUCGGGACCGCCCGCCUCGGAAUCGCCGCCCCGCAGGAAACCUAAUAAAGAAAGCACCUGAAAUGAG
This is a messenger RNA of Tachyglossus aculeatus (Australian echidna), 3419 nucleotides long. RefSeq names its product NPL4 homolog, ubiquitin recognition factor (gene NPLOC4). Gene Ontology annotation, molecular function: ubiquitin binding; ubiquitin protein ligase binding. NCBI's taxonomy places the organism in Eukaryota, Metazoa, Chordata, Mammalia, Monotremata, Tachyglossidae. Gene Ontology annotation, cellular component: nucleus. The record is from RefSeq and is a predicted model, not a curated record. The coding region runs from base 35 to 1921 and encodes 628 amino acids. Gene Ontology annotation, biological process: ubiquitin-dependent protein catabolic process. The transcript has 17 exons.